CUCCAUCGUGCUCGGUAGCGAGCCAGCAAUUCUUGACGGAAGAUCUCCGAUCCUCCGCGCUUUGUGGUCGCCUCCCCGGCUUCCCUCGGUCUCGUUCAACAAAUAGUACUGGGACUCUAGGGUCUUCGCAUGGCAUAUCCCCCUCGUCGUCUAGGGUCGGGUAUGAUACACUGGCUCCGUACGCCAGUCCUCCCAGCAGCAAUCUCCAGAUUCGCCGACUGCAAAAGUCGAGGAGCUGCUUCCCACUGACGUUGCGCGAUAUCAGUUCAGGACAAAUCAUGGAGUCUCAAUCACCCCGGUCGGAACCGACGACUCCUUUCCUCGCAACCUCUGGGCCUCCGUUAAUCCCACGCCAACAUCGUCGCACGGAGUCAAAUGCUACAAGUGCCUCAAGUCGCUCGGUUCGCUCUAGCCACAUCUCUAGUCCUCUGGCCUCCCCUGCUGCGAAGCGAAGGCUAACUCGGAACUUGCCUGGCGUUCUGGACUGGCUAGAAGACACUCGAAUCGACCUAUGGAUAGACCAGGAAGGAUCUCACGUAGUCCGGCAAACGUUCAAGUUAGCCGGAUUUACUACCGGAUGCCCUGAGGAACAAGAUACUGCUCUGGUCAGUGCUCUGACCUACGGUCUCGCCGAGUUUAUGCCUAUGAUGCGCCGGUCUUUCGUUUUCGACGCCAGAAGGUCCGAUGUGCCUCCCACUCUCCAGCGCGUGACGAUCGCGGAGGAUGACACGAAGGACUAUAUCUCUUACCAGGCCACUCUGGCUACGAGCUCUGAUGGCGCGUAUGCUGUCAGCGGCACCGAGUACUUCAAGCUCCACCGCAACCAAGCCCCUCUGGCUCUUCGGUGGCGCUUCGAGUAUUUCGUUCAAGUUGGACCGCGCGAGACCGAGAAGACCCUUACGCCCCUUCGCUUCUCGUCUUCUCCUGGAUUACUACACCCUAGCCACGGCCGGAAGCAGACGAAGCUACUGCAAAUCUUCAAACGGAGUUCAUCGACGAGGCUUUUCGCAGAGAAGAUGGAGGUUCCUAGGCAGUCGUAUGGUCUUCAUGACCGGCGAAAUGCUAGCAUAGGAUCCGAGAAGGAAAACUACGGACACGGGCUCGGACUCAAUGUUGCGCCCGGCGGCGGAGAGCGUCGAUCUCCAGACCUUGCGGAGUCCGACAGUCAUGAGCCUGUCCGUCAACAGUUGGAUAUCAAGCUCAAACGUUCUCCGAGACUUACUCCAACCAUGCUCAGGCCUACAACGCCGACACAGCUGAUGAGUUUGCAUGCUGAAUUCCUCCGCACGCGUGGGAACGGGGGAUGUAACGAUUGGGUUGCCCUUUAGGAUAACAAGCUGCGCUACCAUGUGUUCAUGUAUUUCUCGGUAUAGAUUUGUGAUGGUUAUGCC
Fomitopsis serialis is the source of this 1391-nucleotide messenger RNA. RefSeq lists its product as uncharacterized. The transcript has a single exon. Lineage: Eukaryota; Fungi; Basidiomycota; Agaricomycetes; Polyporales; Fomitopsidaceae. The coding region runs from base 279 to 1328 and encodes 349 amino acids. The record is from RefSeq and is a predicted model, not a curated record.